This is a messenger RNA of Pectinophora gossypiella (pink bollworm), 3468 nucleotides long. Its product is annotated as inner nuclear membrane protein Man1-like. The coding region runs from base 142 to 2460 and encodes 772 amino acids. Lineage: Eukaryota; Metazoa; Arthropoda; Insecta; Lepidoptera; Gelechiidae. The transcript has 2 exons. The record is from RefSeq and is a predicted model, not a curated record. Gene Ontology annotation, molecular function: chromatin DNA binding. Gene Ontology annotation, biological process: nuclear envelope organization; negative regulation of BMP signaling pathway. Gene Ontology annotation, cellular component: nuclear inner membrane.
AAAGGUGAUAUUUUGAAUUAUGUUAUGGCAACACUGAAUAUAACGACGUUCUUGCGAGAGUGCGUGCGACAUGACGCGCCGGUGAUUUUUUAUAGUUUUGACGUAAUUUUUCUGUGCAUAAAAAGAAAAUAAGGUUUCACAAUGGCCGAUCAAGUUGACUCAAUGUCAGAUGCCGAGCUUCGGACCAAAUUGGCCGAGCAUGGCUUUCCUGUGAUGCCGAUAACAGCGUCCACGAGAAAGUUGUUGGUGAAAAAGCUUAAACUUGUGUUGGACAACAAGAGCAAACCGCGAAACAGUGUUGACAGCAAAGCAGAAAACAGACGUUCACUCGCCCGGUAUUCGAGUGGUGAGGAGUCAGAUUUAGAUACAAAUAAUGCUAAAGAGAAACGCAAUCGUCGCGCCACUACCGGCGGCGCUAUGUUGCCGCCGGCAAGCAGCAAAACGCGCCGCACACCGCUCAAAAAAGACUCCCCUGCAAAACGUGAUUCUGACAAGGGAUCCGAGUCGGAGGAGGAGACAAAAUCACCCGUUCGCACUCACGAAGAGGUGGAAACGGUGACUACACGUCGAGUGACACGUACAUACGCUGCUAAUGAUCAAGAUGACUAUGAAACAGGCUCUGACAGUGAUGUAGAUGCUGACAAGAAGAGUUCACCUCCACCAAGAAGCAUUUCUCGGUCUAGUGAUUACAUAUCCAGUACUUUACCUGCAACUGACGCGUCCACUAGUCCUCCCAGGAGUUCUAUUUUCUCAAGGCCUUCCCUUGGUACAACUAGCUACCCAUCAUCCAUAUCUUCUUCUGAUCACCUUAAUUCUAUACGCUCACGACUUGGACUAACAUCAACAUUGGGAGACAGACCAUCUGUGAGUAACUAUACUUCUAAGUUUGCUGCUAGUACUUACCAGCCAUCAACAUCAACAGUGGACGAGAUUGAAUCUCCUUACCUGAGCAACUUCACAAGACGUCUCUCUGCACUAAAAGCAGAUCCAAAACCAGCUACUUACCUAGAUCGUUCUGACACGAACAACGGUAGCACUGGCUUGCCUCGCAGGUCAUACAUAAGUGGAGUAUCCAGAUCUGACGUAGUGGAUUACAAAACAGCAAAUGACAGGAAAUUCUUGAAAAAUAAUGUGGUAUCACUUGCCCUGGUUGGUCUAGUUAUUCUUUUUUUUUUUUGUCUAUUUUUCAUGUAUAUAGUUAAGAAAAAUGAUAUCACAUCAGUGGUGGAUGAUCAAAACAGUCUCAUACCUAUAUGCCAGUUGAACAUUCCUGGAAAUAGACCUGGAAUCAACUGUGUACCCAAGGAACAGGUCACUUAUGCUAAAGAUCUGCUAAAAGUAAUACAUCCAGAAUUAACAUCGAGAGCAGCAGCUUUUAAAUGUGGUAAGCCUGGUAUUGUACCAUACUUGACUGAAAGGGAAAUAAUAGAUAUUGCAAGUGCUAGGGCUGAUACCGUAGACGUCAGCCAGUGUCGCACAGACUUAAAUAAUCUGGAAGUGCUUUUGGUAAACAACCCAAGAUGGGGCCUGAGUGUUGUUGAAUUGAAAAGUUUAUAUUCAAAGGAUGUUGAUUUUGCACUAUUGACUUCAACUGAUGUGGUUGUUCAAAAACGUAACAAAGGUAGUGUCGCCAUAACCUUGUCUGACCCAUCAACUCCUUUUACUUGUCUCAUUAUAAACACUUUAUAUUCAGCUGGAUCUACAGCAGUUGUCAUUGGCCUCCUCUCUGUCUUGAUUUUGGCUGCACAAAGAUUUUAUGCAUACUAUGUUGACUACAAGAAAAAGAAAAGUGAAGAGAUCUACUCCAUGGUUGAACAGAUCAUUGAUGUAAUCUCCCAGGAAACUGAGGACAGUGGUGAACCCUACAUAUCAGUAGAUCAUGUGAGAGACACUUUGAUUUCCCCACAAAACAGAGAGAAAAUGGCUUCAGUUUGGGAUGCUGCUGUCAAGUUCAUCCAAAGAAAUGAGAGCAGAGUAAGGAUGGAGGUGCAGUCUGUUGAUGGAGAAGAUUGCAGGGUUUGGAGAUGGAUUUCAGCGCACAGCAGCCCAAAACGUAGUGCUGCUUGGCAGGGACAAGCUUUUGAAACCCAGGAAGGAUCUGUUAACAACUUGACUGUUUCCCCUACCCCUUGCUUGAAAAUCCGUCACAUGUUCGAUAAAAAUGACUCUAAUCCGAACCUUCGCACUGUAAUUCAGGAUGCAAUUUUGGAAAAAUGUGGUGACAGGUGCAACAUCUUGCAUAUUGACAUUGAGCGUAAUUCUUGCUGUGUCUAUGUGAAAUGUGCGACACAGGCGGACGCUGGUGUCGUGUACCGCAGCUUACACGGCUGGUGGUAUGAAGGGCACCUUAUUACCGUGAAGUACCUACGCUUGGAACGUUACAUGCAAAGGUUUCCCAAUUCACCCACUGUGGGCCCCUUUUUGAAACCAUCUCACCAGCGACGCUCCUGGGAUGAGUAACUUAUGGUGCUACACAUCUGCACUGUUUCUGUUCUGUCCUAAUUCUUAACAUUGUUUCAAACAUGGGUACAACAUGCUUGUGGAUUUAUUUAUUGCCAAGUUAACACUGAUGCAUGUAAACAUUGACUUAUUUUGGUCAUAUUAUAUUAAUUAAUGUUAUUUGUUAGUCAUUUGUGGUUACUAAAAUAAGAAACUUUAAUUUUAGGAGUAAACUGUCUUCUUGUCCAAGGAUAGAUUCUGUUUUAUUUAUAAAUAGUGAAAUAGUAAUGGUAAAAUAUUAAUACAGUAACAGGUGUUAUUUCAACAGAAUCUAUCUAUCCUUUUUGCCUUUAUAUUCAUAAUAAGAGUUUUGCAUAAUAGUUUUCAAACUAACCUGAUGUGGACAUAAAAUUCUUAUCUCUUCUUUGGAGCUGUUAUUUUAUAAAAAAGUGGUCUUAUCAUAUUGUUACACCUCAAAAAGUUUGUUAGAUAAAUUAAACAAUUUUAAUAUCAAGCAAAGCUAUGUGUUCCAAUUUUGCAUUUGUCAAUUAAGAUGGUUAUGCAUUUUGUUAACUUAGAUUUUCAUGAACAAUAUAAUUAUAAUAUGAUUCAUAUUGGACAUGGGCAUAUAAAAUGUGUUAAUGUGUAUCUUUAGGACUUGCUUUUUUACAUUGGAUUAAUUAAACUUGCACAUUUUGACAUGCUUUUGUAAAUAUUUGACAUCACAAAUAGUCUCGAAUUCAAUAAGUCAUUAAUGGCUACUGAACACAUGAUAGAUUUUUGAAACAAAUUGUUUUAACUGUAGCUAUAAGUAGGGUAGGUUUCGUUUGUAGGUUAUAUCCCAUUCAUACAUAUGUUUGCUUUAGUUAUUUUCAUAUAUUUUGGCACAACUUAUUUGAUACAAUAUAAGUGUGUUUUUAAUUUCAUAAGAUUGACAUUGACGUUAAUUAUAGUACCUACUAACUGUUCUUAAUUUCUAGCAUUAUUUUUAUGGAUUGAUUUUCUUUUAUAAUAAAUUGGUAUAAGAAA